This is a messenger RNA of Pomacea canaliculata, 1089 nucleotides long. RefSeq lists its product as uncharacterized. Gene Ontology annotation, molecular function: G protein-coupled receptor activity. NCBI's taxonomy places the organism in Eukaryota, Metazoa, Mollusca, Gastropoda, Architaenioglossa, Ampullariidae. The coding region runs from base 1 to 1089 and encodes 362 amino acids. The record is from RefSeq and is a predicted model, not a curated record. Gene Ontology annotation, biological process: G protein-coupled receptor signaling pathway. The transcript has a single exon. Gene Ontology annotation, cellular component: membrane.
AUGGAAGGAACUUCCCAGUCCUUCAUCUUGAACAUCUCGAUGAAGGUUUGGGACACCACGGGUGACAUGAGUGACGAUACCUUUUACCUAAUAGAUGGUAUAAUUAACUUAUAUGCCUCUAUUAUUGUUUACUUCAUAGGGAUCCCUACUAAUGCUUUCAACUGUUUAGUUUUUUGGCAUCAAGGAUUACGAGAUCGUGUAAACCUGUGUUUAUUUGCUCUGGCCUCGGUGGACCUUCUGACUUUGUCUCUCAAUUUCGUUAUUUCAUUUGUUCAGCCGUUCAUCGGUCUUGUGUCCAGACCAUUAAGAGAAGAGUUCGGGAUGAAAGCACAGUCGUACACCGCGGGUGUCGUAUACGGCCUGCAUGCCACGUCUGAUGUUAUCAGCACGAUCAUCGCCGUGGACCGUUGCCUGUGUGUGGUCUGUCCUCUCCGCGUCGCUCACCUCAUUCGCACGCGCACCAUGGUGGCCGUGAUGGCGACAUCUUUCGUCUUCUUGCAGCUGAGCUACGCCAUGCUGCCCAUUAAGUUCACCGUGGCUAGUGUUUAUGUCAAUUCAACCGGCACGUAUAGAUGGAAAAUGGUUCAGACUGACAUCGAACUGAAAUAUGGAAACAUUCUGGACCCGUUCACCGUCACCUUUUUAAGCAUCGCCCUUCCCAUCACGACAUUCAUCAUUGUGUCAGCAUCGACGACAGUUACAGUCUUAAAGCUGAUGUCAGCCACACGAUGGCGAGAGAAGACGAGUUCUGUAAAGAGAGGGACCCUGGGCCAUCAGGCAGGUGCCACCAAGAUGCUGGUGCUGGUGUCGUGUCUCUACAUCGUCACCAUGGCGCCCUACGUCGCUUCAUUUUUCGCUCGACUCGCUGUGAAGGACUUCUCACCCUUCGGCCGUUAUUGCAAGUUGUUUGUGGCGGUGCUGUUAAUUACUGACCUUUUCUUUCUCAUCAACAAUGCCGGCAACUUUUUUGUUUACAUCGCGCAGUCGUCUCGUUUUCGGCGUGACCUCCGCGUUGUUUUGUGCAACAAUAGAAAGAACCAGUCUCGUGCGGGCUUAGCAAGAUCUGUGACAAAAGUGUUGUCGAUGUAA